Messenger RNA from Hyaena hyaena (striped hyena), 2317 nucleotides. It is a transcript of the gene LRRC14, whose product is annotated as leucine rich repeat containing 14. Gene Ontology annotation, molecular function: kinase binding. The record is from RefSeq and is a predicted model, not a curated record. NCBI's taxonomy places the organism in Eukaryota, Metazoa, Chordata, Mammalia, Carnivora, Hyaenidae. Gene Ontology annotation, cellular component: cytoplasm. The transcript has 5 exons. The coding region runs from base 187 to 1788 and encodes 533 amino acids.
GGCGCGGCGGACCGUGAGGCGGGGCCGGUGGUGGUCGUAGCGGCUGUGGGGCCGGUGCUUGGUUGGUCUGUCCUGUCACAGCGAGGUAUGAGUCGUCCUCGCGAGAAUUGUCUACAGGCAGAGCAAGGCCGAGGGUUGGCGUUCGGGGCUUCUCAAGAACCAGUGCCCUAAGGACUUUCGUUGUGUAUGAGGUCCGGAAGAGCAGGGACUCUGGGGCCAGCCUGCUCCCUCUUCCCAGAGCUCAUCGCCCAGGCUGUGACCUUGGUGGCUUCCUGCCUGGCCCGGCGCCAUGCACACGCUUGUGUUCCUGAGCACUCGGCAGGUGCUCCAGUGCCAGCCAGCUGCCUGCCAGGCCCUACCCCUGCUGCCUCGAGAGCUCUUCCCCCUGCUGUUCAAGGUGGCCUUCAUGGACAAGAAGACUGUUGUGCUUCGCGAGCUGGUGCACACAUGGCCCUUCCCACUGCUCAGCUUCCAGCAGCUGCUGCAGGAAUGUGCUCACUGCAGCCGGGCCUUGCUGCAAGAGCGCCCCAGCACAGAGAGCAUGCAGGCUGUGAUCCUGGGGCUGACAGCCCGGCUCCACACCCCAGAGACCGAGGCUGGCACACAGCCUCUCUGCAGCCUACCCGUGCUCCCAGGAAGCAUGCCCUGCGGGUGCUGGACAUGACGGGCCUCCUGGAUGACGGCGUGGAGCAGGACCCUGGCACCAUGAGCAUGUGGGACUGCACAGCAGCUGUGGCCCGCACCUGCAUAGCACAGCAGCAGGGCGGGACUGCGGAUCCUGGGCCGGCCCCCGUUCCUGUGGAGGUUCGUGUGGACCUGCGGGUGAACCGGGCCUCUUAUGCGUUCCUGCGGGAGGCGCUCCGGAGUAGCGUGGGCAGUCCCCUGCGGCUUUGCUGCCGGGACCUGCGGGCUGAGGACCUGCCCAUGCGCAACACAGUGGCCUUGCUGCAGCUGCUGGACGCUGGCUGCCUGCGCCGCGUGGACCUGCGCUUUAACAACUUGGGCCUGCGUGGCCUGUCUGUUAUCAUCCCACACGUGGCCCGAUUCCAGCACCUGGCCAGCCUGCGGCUGCACUAUGUACAUGGGGACUCGAGGCAGCCCUCUGUGGAUGGCGAGGACAACUUUCGUUACUUCCUGGCCCAGAUGGGCCGCUUCAGUUGUCUGCGAGAGCUCAGCAUGGGCUCCUCUCUUCUCUCAGGAAGGCUGGACCAGCUACUCAGCACCCUGCAGAGCCCCUUGGAGAGCUUGGAGCUGGCCUUCUGUGCCCUGUUGCCUGAGGAUCUGCGCUUCCUGGCACGGAGCCCCCAUGCUGUCCACCUCAAGAAGUUGGACCUUAGUGGCAACGACCUGUCCGGCAGUCAGCUGGAGCCUUUCCAGGGUCUCCUGCAGGCGGCGGCCGCCACACUGCUGCACCUCGAGCUGACUGAGUGCCAGCUUGCUGAUACCCAGCUGCUGGCCACGCUCCCUGUGUUGACGCGUUGUACCAGCCUCCGCUACCUCGGUCUCUAUGGCAACCCCCUGUCCAUGGCAGGCCUCAAGGAGCUCCUACGGGAUUCAGUAGUGCAAGCUGAGCUACGCACAGUGGUGCACCCCUUCCCUGUGGACUGCUAUGAGGGUUUGCCCUGGCCACCGCCUGCCUCUGUCCUGCUGGAAGCUUCCAUCAAUGAGGAGAAGUUUGCUCGUGUGGAGGCGGAGUUGCACCAGCUGCUACUGGCCUCAGGCCGUGCUCAUGUGCUCUGGACCACAGACAUUUAUGGGCGCCUGGCCGCGGACUACUUCAGCCUAUGACCUCCAGGCUGUCCUGGUGGUCAGGGCUGCUGGAGACCCUACCCUGCCUUAGGUAGACAGAGCCUUUUCUGGGACCCUGUUGGAGGCCUGACACAGAGGCGCUGGUCUCUGGUUUCCCUGCUUCCGGGGAACUUCGGGCCUUCCUGUGCUUUGCGCAACACCAUGCCAGGUUUGCACCGUACCUGUUCCCCUGACUGGCUGACUGUGGGCUUAAGGGCUGGAUUCCAGGCCUGAGGCCAGGCUCGGUUUGGGUGCACUUGUCUGCCCUCUGGUGUUCUGGUCCUCUCUUUGGAAUGUUUCUGGGGUCCCAGCUGUGAGCCAAGAGAGGGUGUUCUGUCUGGGCCCUUGCCAAGAACAGACUGCUCUGAGGUUGAAGUUGGAACAGGGACCUGCUUUUUAAGGGGGUUGGGUCCCCACCUGGGGCCCUUCAUGGUUCUCUCUGCCCUGGCAUCCAGGAGACCACCUGACUGGGCUUUGGAGCCAGAGGGUGUCAUUAAGGUACAAAUGUGCAGUGUGUUUGGAACUUAAA